AUGGUCGAUGAUUCUGACUUUUAUGUCAACGACGCGUCUGGGAAUGUACUAAGCCAACGGUCUGCUGUUGCAAAUCAUCAUGGAAAAGGGCGGAGAACUAGCUUCUUCGGUAUACCCGAUCUUGGCAUUUUGCCAGAGGUGCGCAGCUCCGCUGAAAUAUUUGGCCAGAUCAUGGAUCCAAAUUGUCUGCUUUCAGGCCUCCCGAUUUGCGGCAUUCUCGGAGACCAGCAGGCCGCUUUAGUCGGGCACACUUGGCCAAAAAGUUCUACUGUCGACAAAUUCCAUUCGGAAUCAUCACCAACGAAAAGCUCGGGAACUGCAUAA
Molecule: messenger RNA, 324 nt
Organism: Protopolystoma xenopodis
Lineage: Eukaryota; Metazoa; Platyhelminthes; Monogenea; Polystomatidea; Polystomatidae
Source: the annotation of a GenBank genome assembly